Molecule: messenger RNA, 372 nt
Organism: Aegilops tauschii subsp. strangulata
Lineage: Eukaryota; Viridiplantae; Streptophyta; Magnoliopsida; Poales; Poaceae
Source: RefSeq, a predicted model, not a curated record
AUGGUAAGCAGGAAGUUGGAGGCGCCGACGGCGGCGCACUGGGCCGCCGUCAAGCAGAUCCUACGCUAUUUCACCGGGACGCUGAACCAUGAAGGUUGUCACCGUGUCAUCUUGCGAGGCCGAGUACAUGGCGGCGGCAACCAAAGCCAGCCAAGCGUGUGGCUGUGCAGGCUCUUCGGCGAGCUCACCGGCGACACUCCAACGAGGGCGAAGCUGCGCAUCAACAACAAGUCGGUGAUUGCUCUUAGCAAGAAUCCGGUGCACCACGACAAAAAUGGCGAGGUGGAAGUCGACCAUGUCAACACCGACGGACAGCUUGCUGAUUUCCUCACCAAGGCGCUGGGGCGGAUCAAGUUUGUUGAAAUGAGAUAG